AUGGGCCGCGCCGCCAGCGCGCUGGACGUGGAGGUACCCGAGGGCAACGGCUCCGGCGUGGUGUGGGACGUGCGCGGCAACGUGGUGACGAACUACCACGUCCUGGCCAGCUCUAUGGCCAAGCUGGGGGUUGACAAGGACCCUGCCGCGGGCCGCGGCAAGCGCGUGGCUGUGGUGACCGUCCUGUCGCGGGACGGCGAGAAGCGUGUGUUUGAGGCCAAGCUGGUGGGUGCUGACAAGGCGCGCGACCUGGCAGUGGUGCAGCUCACUGCGCCGCCGGACAAGCUGCAGCCGAUUACGCUCGGCCAGUCCGCCGGUGUGCGCGUGGGGCAGCAGGUGCUGAGCAUUGGCAACCCCUUUGGCGCCUUUGACCACACGCUCACUACGGGCGUCGUGAGUGCCCUGAAUCGCGACAUCCGCUCCCAGACUGGAAGCAUCAUCCCCGGCGGCAUCCAGACCGACGCGGCCAUCAACCCUGGCAACUCUGGCGGGCCUCUUCUGUCCAGCGCGGGGCAGCUGAUUGGCAUCAACACCGCCAUCUUUACCAACACUGGAAGCUCAGCGGGCAUUGGCUUUGCCAUCCCGGUAGACACCGUGCGGGCGGUGGUGCCGCAGCUCAUCGCCAGCGGAAAGGCCGUGCGCGCGGGGCUCAACGCACAGAUUGCGAGCGACCAGGUGGCUCAGAAGCUGGGGGUCAGGGCGGGCGCCCUGCUGCAGAGCGUCACACCGGGCGGCGCGGCCGCCACAGCGGGGCUGCUGGCCACGCGGCGUGGCCUGGGGGGCAUCAUCCCGGGAGACACCGUGCUGGCGGUCGACGGGCGCCUGGUGGGCAGCCCUGCUGGCCUGCUGGGAGCAUUGGAGCAGUUCAAGGUUGGCGACAAGGUCACAUUGCUGGUGGCACGCGCCGGGGACCAGGGUGACCGCAAAGAGAUUCAGGUGGAGGUCACCCUGCAGCCGGAGUGA
Messenger RNA from Monoraphidium neglectum, 963 nucleotides. Its product is annotated as Protease Do-like 8. Gene Ontology annotation, molecular function: protein binding; serine-type endopeptidase activity. The coding region runs from base 1 to 963 and encodes 320 amino acids. Gene Ontology annotation, biological process: proteolysis. NCBI's taxonomy places the organism in Eukaryota, Viridiplantae, Chlorophyta, Chlorophyceae, Sphaeropleales, Selenastraceae. The transcript is spliced from 10 exons. The record is from RefSeq and is a predicted model, not a curated record.